UGCCAUUACGUACAUAUGCACUUAUUUGUGCGUCCUCGUGUUAUUGCAAUUACCUCUACACAUACUUUAAUUGGGGGAAGGCCGGAAAAAUGGAAUCACAACCAAUCACGAAUGCGAAAUGUGAAAAGUGAACAGUGCUUCGAUUUGCAUGCCGGGAAUGCAGCGCAGUGUAAUAUGGCGGCUGACACGGGUAUGGAUACGUGUCCAUCCCCAGAAAUACCAGAUUCAAGGAAAAGGCCGCUCGAUGGUGAUGUUGAAAAUGGGGUUACGAAGAAAUCGCACUAUGCCGGAGGUGGGGACGGCACUUACCAUUUCAAACUACUGGUACCAAGCACUGCUGCUGGAGCUAUCAUAGGAAAGGGUGGAGAGACAAUAGCUCAGCUGCAGAAGGACACGGGUGCGAGAGUUAAAAUGUCGAAGGCCAAUGACUUUUACCCAGCCACAACAGAAAGAAUUUGCCUGAUAACAGGUACUGUGGAUGCCAUUAUGCUUGUUCUCAUCUUCAUCAUGGAAAAAAUCAGGGAGAAACCAGAUCUGAAUGCUAAACAGGCUAUAGAUUUUGACAGUAAAACAGCUGCUGAGCGUGACAAGCAGGUAAAUUUUCAGGUAGUUAAAAUACUGGUACCAAACAGCACUGCUGGCAUGAUUAUUGGCAAGGGUGGGAAUUACAUUAAGCAAAUUAAAGAGGAGAGUGGUUCAUACGUCCAGAUUUCUCAAAAAGCAAAAGAUCAGACUCUUCAGGAGAGAUGCAUAACUGUCAUUGGUGACAUGGAAAGCAAUAAGACUGCUUGCAGAAUGAUUUUGGUAAAAAUUGUUGAAGACCCUCAAAGUGGUAGUUGCCUUAAUGUAAGUUAUGCAGAUGUUUCUGGCCCUGUUGCUAAUUAUAAUCCAACAGGCUCUCCAUAUGCUAAUAGUGGACAGCAUACACCUAUGCAUUCUGGUACAUUCAGCUCAACUGCCAGUCUGAAUACUACAGUUGGAGGCAUGCUACUAAACGGACUAAACCUAAGCUUGAAUUUAGGAUCACCAACAGCAGGUACAUCAUUGACAACACAGUUACUGGAACACAUCCAAGUCGUGUUACGUGGAAGUGGCUUUUCGGAACAAGCGACAGGAGAAAUAACAGCUGCAAUGAGCACGCUGGCUCGCUAUGGAAUCCUCGGCAUGGGCCUCGGUCUGGCAGGUGCAGGGACAGCAGCUGGGGGCAGUGGUCCAGCUGGCUACUUAGGAGCAGAUGCACCUGCGUCAGCAGCAAAUGGUGGUGGCGCCUUUGGGCCCAUCGGCACGGUGUCAGCAAUUGGCAGCCCCAGUCCCACACCACGCUCCACUGACCGUUUUGGUUGCCCAAGUGAUGGCUACGAUCCUUUCAGGCGACAAGCGAGCUCUCCAGGUGUGGCCUCACCUGCAUCUCUCAACAGCAAUUCGUUUGGGUUAGGCACAGGUGGUGCAGUCUCACCACUGCUAAAGGGAGCGGGUGUAGAUCUCAAGGCAGAUCACAAGAAGGUCGAUGUGGAAAUAAGUGAAAGCAUUGUAGGUGCAAUACUGGGCCCUGGUGGCCGUGCGCUUGUUGAAAUCCAACAUCUGUCGGGAGCAAGCAUACAAAUAUCAAAGAAAGGAACAUUCGCUCCUGGUACUAGGAACCGUAUUGUGACAAUAUCCGGAACACCAAAUGCCAUUACCAAUGCCCGUUACCUCAUAGAGCAAAGAGUAAGUGAGGAGGAAGCCAAACGGGCUAGGCAUGGAUCUCUAGGUCCUAUUCUGCAGUAACAUUGGCAAGGAUAGCUUUGAAUUUAAAACACAAAGUUGAGCUAUUACUUAAUUUCCUUCAAGGCGGUUGCUGGCACCGUCAUUUUGGCAGAAUAGGCAGCAAGCAAAACACUUGCAGAAAAUUGUCAGUUGUUCCAUAAUUACAUGACAUAUGUUGGUAAAUUUGUUACACAUUAAUUUCAUGUGCAUUCUUCAUUGUAAUGUAUUGUAAAUAUAUGUAUUCAGAUGUAUCACAUCACCCCAUUUGUGAUUAUGUAGCUAGCUGCCUUUUUUUCUUACAUGCAAUCCUGUCACAAUAAUUAAUGUACUUUGUGGCAAAUGAUUUCUUUCAAAUGUUCUCGGGUUGUAGUCUGUUGUAAGUAAUUGGGCAGUCUAUUUUGACAUGACAUUCGUUAACUUUAAACAUAGAAAUAUUUUUACCUGCUCAUAAUUAACGCUUCCCAUUUUUUCCACUCAUGAGCAUUUGUUGUACAUUCAAUGUCACAUCAUUGCAUCACUGUUACAGGUUAUACAAUAAAGUUUAACUCAUGAGAGAGAUCUGUUAAGGGAUGAAUGUGUGGAGUUUUGUGGAGUGUGUUCAGUGGAUGAAGUGUUUGCGGAAAGUUGCCUUGUAUGGGUAGCACACUGAUAAUCUUUGUUCUGUGAUAAAUAUAUUUCAGUGUUAUAUGAACAUUCUGCACCCUUGUUGACAACAAUCCUUUGAUAAAGUGUUUGUGUUAGCUGCAUUGAUGUAGUAUUUGUGUAGGUAGUUUCCACAAGGGAUUAUGGUUCUGUUUUCUCUGUGCUUAAUAGCAUGUCGUGUUUUCUCAUAACAUUAAUCAUGGUGUUGGGAAAUGAGUGGAACUCGCAUCCUUGUUGUGAGUUAUGACGUCCAUAUGCAUUUUUCAAGUUGUAGUGUUUUAUCAUUAUCAGAUUCAUUGGUGAAAUGUGAUAACUACUGUAUAGAUGAGUAUCUUCAAUGUCAAGUUACCAUUAUAUUUUUAUUGUCAGUACCUUUCAUUAUUAUUACCAUUAAGCUAUAGAUAGUGUACAGGAGAACAACUUGCCCUACUGACACAAAGAUCAUGACUGUUUGGCAGUAAUUUUAGUUGGUGGAAAUUUUCCAGAAAGGUUUCUCUAAAAUUAUACACUAUUUAUGUAUGUUGUACAGUGCUUCUUGGAAGCAAGAAAUUGUGAGAAAAUUAAUAUGUGAGCAAGAAAUCUCUUGUUGAUCUUUGUUUUUCCAUUUUUAUAAAUUCUAAUAUGUUCCUAAGAGUUAUUUAAAAUUUUCGUUCUAGAUGUCUUGAUUUUUUUUUUUUAUUUUAUUUGAAAAUAGAUGUAUUUGAGGACCUAAGAUAUCAUUAACUGUUCAUUAAAUUGUUUUAAGUAAGUGAACUAUGGAUGAUAUAAUUUUUCUGACUCAUUAUGGUGCAUACAACAAUUAGAAACUCUGUUUUCUAUUUGGGGGGGGGGGGGGGGGGGAGGAGAUUAGACUUUGGUGCCAUACAUGGAGGCCUGGGUAUUUUGGCUACGCAGUAAUAAAAGCCAAAAUGAUUGCUAUGUUAUGUAUGUGUGUAUAUAUUUUUACUAUGUAAUACCAUUUUACAUAGUCAUUCAUUUGUCAAUUCCAUUAUAUUUAUUAUCUGUUCUUGCAUAAUACAGAGUGACGUACUUCCAUUUUCUGGAACUUCAAGUACUUGAUUGUUUUGUUACUUUGGACAUGUCUUGUUAAGUAGACUGAAUUGUUCAGUUCUCCAGUAAUUCACAUUUCCCUAAUUGAUACAAAUUGUUGAAAUAUUUUGGAAAAUCUUAUAUUUGUAAAAAGGAUGGCAUGUUUGAAGAUGUUUAUAGAAAGAAAACUCAUUUUCAUGUGUAAAUCAUUGGUUCAUUAAAAAUAAAUUUCAUGACAGCAUUA
This is a messenger RNA of Schistocerca piceifrons (Central American locust), 3661 nucleotides long. It is a transcript of the gene pasilla, whose product is annotated as RNA-binding protein Pasilla. The transcript is spliced from 8 exons. Gene Ontology annotation, molecular function: mRNA binding. Gene Ontology annotation, biological process: regulation of alternative mRNA splicing, via spliceosome; mRNA splicing, via spliceosome. The coding region runs from base 16 to 1767 and encodes 583 amino acids. The record is from RefSeq and is a predicted model, not a curated record. Lineage: Eukaryota; Metazoa; Arthropoda; Insecta; Orthoptera; Acrididae. Gene Ontology annotation, cellular component: cytoplasm; nucleus.